Lathyrus sativus (Indian pea) is the source of this 1230-nucleotide messenger RNA. The record is from the annotation of a GenBank genome assembly. NCBI's taxonomy places the organism in Eukaryota, Viridiplantae, Streptophyta, Magnoliopsida, Fabales, Fabaceae.
AUGUGGCCUACAUUAGUAGCUAAUAAGAUACUCAAGAAGCGACUAGGAAGCACCAAUUUUGUAGCAGAUAAUCCUAGUUUUGAUGAACCCUUGUUGAAUUAUGCAGACAUUGAUCAUACUCCUGAAAUUGUUUUUAAUCAUCACAAGGACAAACACGAAUACAAGAUUUUUGUUAGUACAUGGAACGUAGGUGGAAUUGCACCAGAAGAAGAUCUAAACAUUGAUGAUUUGUUGGAGACAAACAACAACUUAUGUGACAUCUAUGUACUAGGGUUUCAAGAAAUAGUGCCUCUAAAAGCUUCAAAUGUUUUAGGAUCAGAAAACAAUGAGAUUUCCAAUAAAUGGAAUUCCAUAAUUAGAAAAGCUUUGAAUAAGGAUCAUAGUGAAUCUCCACAUGAAGAUUUCCAAUGUAUAAUCAGCAAACAAAUGGUUGGAAUAUUCAUAUCUGUAUGGACAAAAGGAGAUAUUCGUCCAUUCAUUCAACAUCCAAGUGUUUCAUGCAUAGGUUGUGGCAUAAUGGGAUGUUUAGGAAACAAGGGUUCUGUGACAGUGAGAUUUCAAUUACAUGAAACAAGCUUCUGCUUUGUGUGUAGCCAUCUAGCUUCUGGGGGCAAAGAAGGAGAUGAAAAGUGUAGAAAUUCUAAUGUUGCUGAAAUAUUUUCUAGGACUACUUUUCCUAGAGGUCCUUUACAUGAUUUACCAAGAAAUAUUCUAGAUCAUGAUCAUGUAAUAUUGCUUGGAGAUUUAAAUUAUAGAAUUUCUCUACCAGAAGAAACAACACGCUUACUUGUUGAGAAAAAGGACUGGGAUUCCUUAUUAGAAAAUGACCAACUAAUGAUGGAGCUAAUGAAUGGCAACAAUUUAAGAGGGUGGCAUGAAGGACCAAUCAAAUUUGCACCUACCUACAAAUAUUGUCCUAAUUCAGAUAUAUAUUAUGGUUGCUGUUGUCAUGGAAAAAAGAUAGAAAAGAGGAGAGCACCAGCAUGGUGUGAUAGAAUAGUAUGGUAUGGAAAGGGUUUGAAGCAACAUGAGUACACAAGGAGUGAAUCAAAACUAUCAGAUCAUAGGCCUGUUAGGGCAAUAUUUACUGCAGUGGCAAGGGUUUCAUCAGAGGUCAAAAGCUUACAGAACUUGUCCCUAUCAGAAAGAUUUGAGCAAAUUAAAACUCCUUUUGAAGUUUCCACCAAUGAUGAACUUGUAUGUAGAAAACAAUUAAGCUUCCGGUUGUAA